AUGGCUACUGCACAUAGUCAAACGGUUUCCGAACGCGACCGCUUGAUAGUUCGGCCCAAAACACUCGCUGAGGCCGAGGCAACUAUGGAAAUCAACUGGGAGCACACGGUGGCAAACCUUCGAACAGUAGUGAGCAUACACAAAUCCGGUGGAGAAGAAAAGAAUGUUGGAUAUAUAAUUGCCUGGCGCAUCUCCAAACCUACAGGGAUCAAUCCAAACAUCGACCCAAAAUACUACCUCGACGACUGGUACCGCAGAAGCAGCAGAAGCUACAAUAGGGACUCAUGGCCGCUUGCCGCCUGUGUCUGGGCCUUUUAUGGGCCAGGAUCAUUUGAUGGAGCCAAUUAUGAUCAAGUCGUAGACGAGGAAAAGAAGGAUGAGCUAGGGGACUAUGGGAACGAACUUAUAUCUAUUCAGACUAUUUACAUCAGAUUUCGCGAAGAUCCAGAGGAUAUCGAUAGCGCUUAUGGUGGUCAACAACUCGCUCCUUUAUUUUUGGAGCUUUAUUACAGAAUCCUGGGCGGAAAAAUAUUGCCGGCCUGGUUCUCGCUGAGCGGAGCCGUAACAUAUUUGUUAAUACCCUCCUUGCACAGAGAGCCCCCGGUAAACGAAGUAUGGCUCCGCCUGCAGCGAGAUAAGGGAUGGAGUGAUGAGGAGUUACCUGAGAGGGUGAGAGCGAUAUUGGAUGAGGCCUUUAAACAGGAGAGAUUUGGUUUCAGGACUUACGUCGACAGUGCGACAGUAUUCCAGAACACUAUUGUAUCAGUGUUGGGCCGCGUUGUCCAACCCGAAGAUUCAAUCUCAGAACCUGGUGAUCGUCUGAUUCUACCAGCACUGGCAGUUGCGUAA
Diaporthe batatas is the source of this 849-nucleotide messenger RNA. RefSeq lists its product as uncharacterized. The transcript has 3 exons. NCBI's taxonomy places the organism in Eukaryota, Fungi, Ascomycota, Sordariomycetes, Diaporthales, Diaporthaceae. The record is from RefSeq and is a predicted model, not a curated record. The coding region runs from base 1 to 849 and encodes 282 amino acids.